AUGGCGGCAGCAGUUUAUGCAGAUCUAGGUGGUAUCUCUUUUUCAUCUUGGUUAUUGAAAUUGGGUGAAGGUUCUCUAUCGAAUGCAAUUCUCAAUCAGCGGGCUGCUCCAAUAGCACCGGAGGAUCUCAUCGAAAUACCCUCCCGAUUCCAUGUUGCUUCUGUAGAUGAUUUAAUAGAUUUUGUUUAUGGAGGUGAUUUUACAGCUAAAGAAAACGGUACUAAGGCGAUUCUUUGUCCAACAAAUGCAGCAGUCGACAUCAUCAACGAAAUAAUCCUUCAACGGAUAGCUGAUACAGAAUCGAGGACAUAUCUGAGCGAGGACGUAUAUCUAGGACAGGAGGAUGACGAUUUUUUGGCCCCCCUUGAUCUUUUGAAUUCCAUCAAUGCUCCUUCUCUACCCCCUCAUGAAUUAGUUCUAAAACGUGGAGCAAUUGUUAUGUUGCUUCGAAAUUUGGAUGUGGAUGAAGGCGAAUGUAAUGGUUCACGAUUGAGGAUUAUUCGAUUAGGUCAUCAUAUCACGGACAAGAGGCUAUUCUACCGAUUCUGA
Messenger RNA from Harmonia axyridis, 549 nucleotides. RefSeq lists its product as uncharacterized. The coding region runs from base 1 to 549 and encodes 182 amino acids. The transcript has a single exon. NCBI's taxonomy places the organism in Eukaryota, Metazoa, Arthropoda, Insecta, Coleoptera, Coccinellidae. The record is from RefSeq and is a predicted model, not a curated record.